This is a messenger RNA of Neomonachus schauinslandi (Hawaiian monk seal), 246 nucleotides long. RefSeq names its product cytochrome b-c1 complex subunit 8-like. Gene Ontology annotation, biological process: mitochondrial electron transport, ubiquinol to cytochrome c. The record is from RefSeq and is a predicted model, not a curated record. The transcript has a single exon. NCBI's taxonomy places the organism in Eukaryota, Metazoa, Chordata, Mammalia, Carnivora, Phocidae. The coding region runs from base 1 to 246 and encodes 81 amino acids.
AUGGGACACGAGUCUGGGAAUCUGACACGAAUGUGGCAUGCGAUCACCUACAGCUUGUCGCCCUCUGAGCGACACAUCUUCUGGUGCUGCUUCAGCCAGGGCAUCCCCAACAUGCUGCUCCGCUCGCGGGCGUGCAUUCUUCACAUUGUGCCAUUUGUAGUGUUUUAUCCGGUCUACACAUGGGGGACCCAGGAGUUUGAGAAAUCCAACAGGAAGAAUUCAGCUGCCCAUAAAAAUGAUAAAUGA